CCCAUAUAUGAUGAUCACGAUCGUAACUCUGGAUCACGCCAAUACCCAAACGCAUGGAUUCCGAUAAUGUUAUCGAGAGAUCUGGCAAUAAAUGCCGUGAAAGCCAUAGAGCUAUGCGGCCAACAGUUGGUGCUAUUCCGGGGCCCGUCGGGUGUCGUCCACUGUUUGUCCGCCUAUUGUCCACAUUUGGGCGCAAAUCUCGGUGUCGGCGGACAUGUGGUGACUGAGUCAGAGUCGGGCGACGACUGUAUUCAGUGUCCAUUCCNGUCAGAGUCGGGCGACGACUGUAUUCAGUGUCCAUUCCAUGGCUGGAGGUUUGGCGGAGACGGACAGUGCAAACGCAUACCUAAUCUCAAGAACUCUGAGUUAAAGUUAUUGAACGCAGGGGUAAAGAAGUGGCCAACAAUAGAGAGGAAUCAUAUGAUAUACGUUUGGCAUCACUCGGAAGGGACGGAACCCGACUACUACCCCAACAAUUUUUUAGAUGCACAUGAUUCAACACUACGUGUGGUUGACUCGUAUUCGCGUGUAUAUCGUUCACAAUUGGAGAUUGUGAACGAGAACGCAGUGGACAUAGAGCAUUUUGGCUACGUUCAUACAGUACUAAUACCACACUUAGUAACGUUGGAAUUUGAUUUUAGCGUCGAUUUCAAUGAUAAAAACAACCCUGUUACUCGCGGAACAAUGAGCAUGAUUGGUAGUUUCAUUGGUACGUUCGUGGGCGUGGGUGCAUAUGUGCCCGUUUCGCACAAUAAAACACUGACUCUGAUUGUGCCGUACGUUCGGGCGGGCCCCGCACAUUGGCCAUUUUAUGAAUUCAAAAUGUAA
This is a messenger RNA of Medioppia subpectinata, 828 nucleotides long. NCBI's taxonomy places the organism in Eukaryota, Metazoa, Arthropoda, Arachnida, Sarcoptiformes, Oppiidae. The record is from the annotation of a GenBank genome assembly.